Annulohypoxylon truncatum is the source of this 1697-nucleotide messenger RNA. RefSeq names its product alcohol dehydrogenase GroES domain protein. The record is from RefSeq and is a predicted model, not a curated record. Gene Ontology annotation, molecular function: zinc ion binding; oxidoreductase activity. The transcript has a single exon. The coding region runs from base 540 to 1598 and encodes 352 amino acids. NCBI's taxonomy places the organism in Eukaryota, Fungi, Ascomycota, Sordariomycetes, Xylariales, Hypoxylaceae.
ACGCUAUUUCCCGACAAGCCAGGGGAAAAUUGUACUAACCCCCACACGCUAUUUUGCUUCUCCGAGCCUGCCAGUAAUUGUGAUGUGGAGCCAUGUAUAGCAUGAUAAUAAUGCUGGGUACACCAACGAACGUAUUUCCAUCCUCGGCGAUUUAGAUUCUAGACAUUUGGAACGUAUUGUUUAGAGAAUGACAGAGCUGAGCAUUGAAACCCAUAUAACGUACCAAAAAUCGUAAACUCUCCACCAGAGCUCCAGUGGUCUUACCCAGAAAGAACUGAUCUACAACUCGACCUCUCAGUGAUAUCCAAAGAAGACAGUCCUUGUAAGGGAGAGGCACGGUAACGCUCACUGUCGGAUUUAGGAGUGGUACGCAAGACCGUCCCUGCAUAGAAGGAUACAUAACAUAAAAUUGAAAUAGACAGCAAUUAUUUCUGCUAUCAGUACCUAUAAUAAAACAGAACAAGAAACCUAAGAGUUACAUUGAACUAGAAUACCAUUACUCCAAUCACAAUUAUCGAUCACCAAACCCUUCAUUCAUAAUGAAAGCCUACAAGUUAACCCAAUGGGGCCAACCGGGCCAAUACGUCGACGUGCCCAAGCCCGAGCCUGGGCCAGGCGACGUCCUCAUCCGCAUGAAAGCCGCCGGCCUCUGCCGCUCUGACCUGGACAUGGUCGACAGCAAGCCAGGCUCAGCACCGUACGCCAACUCGCUCGAACCAGGCUACAUCCUCGGACACGAGAACGCAGGCUUCGUCGAGCAAGUCGGCACCGCGGUAACGGACCUGCAAGUCGGCGAGGCCGUGGUCGUGCACCACAUGCGGCACUGCGGCAACUGCGAGUACUGCACCGACAACGCGGAGCAGCACUGCGAGGCCUUCAAGCGCAACGCCAUCGGCCUGACGCGCGGCUGCGGCAUGGAUGGCGGACUAGCCGAGUUUCUCCUCGUCCCGCGCACCGAAGUCAUAUCCAUCGGCGACGCCGACCCGGUGCUCUACGCGCCGCUCACCGACGCCGGCGUGACCGCGUACCACGCCAUCCAGACCGCGGUCCAGCGCCUGAAGCCGGGCACCAGCGCGGCGCUGAUCGGCAUCGGCGGGCUCGGCACCUACGGCGUCCAGUUCGUCAAGCUGCUCUCGUCGGCGCGCGUCUUCGCCGUCGACAACGUCGCCGAGCGCCUGCAGACCGCGAGCGAAGUCGGCGCCGACGAGACCGUGCUCUUUUCGGGCGACGGCGCCGAUGCCGCGGAUCAGAUCAUGGAGAGGACUGGCGGCCGCGGCGUCGACGCGAUCAUUGACUUCGUGGGUACGGCCGGCACCCUCAAGCUCGCGGCCAAGGUGUCGCGGCCUAGGGGCCGCGUCGUGCUCGUCGGGAUGCAAGGGGGAACGCUGGAGGUUGGCUGGGGCCUGCUGGCUACGAGCUGCGAGUUCGCGAUUAGUCUGGGGAGCACGCGCCAGGACCUGCGGGAGGUGUGUGAUUUGGCGAGGAAUGGCAAGCUGAGGAUCGAUAUUGAGAAGUUCAAGUUCGAUGAUCUGGAUAAGGCGUACGAGGCGUUAAGGAAUGGGACGCUGAGGGGGAGGGCGGUUGUGGUGUUCCCGUAAAUACCUACCUCCUACUCAGGGGUGCCUUGAUAGCUGUAGUUUUGUUUUUACGAGCAGCAUUUGAUAGAGAAAAUAGAUACAUACUAUGUGUAAACUGCC